Daldinia loculata is the source of this 1083-nucleotide messenger RNA. RefSeq lists its product as uncharacterized. Lineage: Eukaryota; Fungi; Ascomycota; Sordariomycetes; Xylariales; Hypoxylaceae. The transcript has 2 exons. The coding region runs from base 1 to 1083 and encodes 360 amino acids. The record is from RefSeq and is a predicted model, not a curated record.
AUGCACAAGGUCUACGGGCCUUAUCCUACAGAUACGCCCGACCCUACAUCAUGGCAGCCUCCUGCGAAACCCGGAGCUGGGGGACAUCAUGGGCGAUACCUCUGGACCGACGCCUUUGGGGUUAUUAACUUUAUCACCCUAUCCCAUGAGAAGGACUGCAUCCACUCAAAGAAACUCUACUUAGGACUAGCCAGGCGGCUGGCGGAUAAAGUUCACUCUGUUCUCGGUCGCACACGGGAUGGGACUUCACGCCUCCACGGCGCGACCGACGAGGAAUAUUUGAAAGGUGGCUUACGUAUCGGGAAGCUCGACGCCGAGGGUCCCGAUGGCGACGGCCAAUAUCAUCACUAUUUGACCCUCUGGAUGUUCGCGCUGAACCGGCUAGCCCUGGCGACAGAAGAACCAUAUUGGAAUGAUCUCGCGGUGCAGCUAGCCAGGGCCAUCCAUCCGCAUUUUAUGACCGAGAGAGGUGAUCAAGAGAGCAUGGUGUGGAAGAUAUCGAUGGAUAUGCGCUACGUGCUAGUCAGCAGUAAGGGGAACCUCGACGAUGUAGACGGACUUGUAGUGUACCAGUUAUUACAAGACACAGCCGAGCACUUCAAUAAAAGGAAUGCUACCGAUAGCCCGAGCUCAUCGACGCUGGAUGCAGAAAUCGAACACUACCGUCGUAUCAUGGCCAGCCAUCCCAAAUCUCUAUCAGGGGACCCGCUUGAUCUAGGGAUGAGCCUAUGGAUCAGCCACUUUGACAAAGAAGCAACGUGGGCACGCGAUCUAGCCAAGCAGGGCCUCACCAUCGCGCGUAACCGCUUCCUGCCCGCAGCCCAGAGCCCCGUCAGCGUCGACGAGAAGCAUUCGUAUCGGCUUGCGUUUCGCGAAUUUGGCGGCUGCCUUGGGAUUAAAUGCUACGUUGACGACCCGGCCCAACCGUUACAUAUAGCUGCUGAGGCAGUGCUAGAUGCUUGGGAAGGGAAGGUCCUGAAUGCGGCGGAUGAAGACUUGCGGCCGAUUAAUUUGGUCAUGUACGCCGCGGCGCUAAUUCCUGGUGCUUUCCAUAAAGAGUAUGUGGGUUCGAGAAAGGGGUAG